Dothidotthia symphoricarpi CBS 119687 is the source of this 1813-nucleotide messenger RNA. RefSeq lists its product as uncharacterized. The record is from RefSeq and is a predicted model, not a curated record. Bases 127 to 1722 code for a protein of 531 amino acids. The transcript is spliced from 5 exons. Gene Ontology annotation, cellular component: fungal-type cell wall; cytoplasm. Gene Ontology annotation, biological process: fungal-type cell wall (1->3)-beta-D-glucan biosynthetic process. NCBI's taxonomy places the organism in Eukaryota, Fungi, Ascomycota, Dothideomycetes, Pleosporales, Dothidotthiaceae. Gene Ontology annotation, molecular function: 1,3-beta-glucanosyltransferase activity.
AACUGAACUGCACGACUAUCAGGCCUCUUUCCACACACACUCUUUGACCGCGAAAUCUCGGCACCUCACCAUCAAGCGCUGCCAAUUUCUUCUUUUUCUUGGAUAAUCUUGUGAUAACUUAUCAACAUGCGGGGUAUCUUUGCUGCGACCGCUUUGCUCGCCGGCGUGCAAGCGGCAGUCGAUCCCAUCGUUAUCAAGGGCUCCAAGUUCUUCUACAAGGGCAACGGCACUCAAUUUUUCAUGAAGGGUGUCGCAUACCAACAGGAGGUCAACACGAACAGCUCACAGACCGACACCGAUAAGCUCGACAUUACGGACCCUCUUGCAGACAGCACAGCAUGCAAGCGCGAUAUCGUAUACCUCAAGAAGCUCCAGACAAACACCAUCCGCGUGUACGCUAUUGAUCCAUCCAAGGACCACAGUGACUGCAUGACGGCGUUUGCCGAUGCGGGCAUCUAUGUCGUGGCCGAUUUGUCCGAGCCAGGACUUUCGAUCAACCGAGACGACCCAGGAUGGACCACCGAGCUCUACGAGCGCUACACCAACGUCGUCGAUGAGAUGAUGAAGUACGACAACACACUCGGUUUCUUCGCAGGUAACGAGGUGUCCAACCAGCCAAACAACACACAGGCCAGCGCUUUCGUCAAGGCGGCUGUGCGUGACACAAAGGCCUAUAUCAAGAGCAAAAACUACCGCGAGAUUGGUGUCGGAUAUGCCACCAACGACGAUGCUGGUAUCCGUGAGAACCUCGCCAACUACUUCGACUGUGGAAAUUCGACGGAUUCUAUCGACUUCUGGGGUUACAACAUCUACUCCUGGUGCGGUGAUUCUUCGUACACUGAAUCUGGUUUUGACGUCCGUACCAAGGAGUUUGAGAAGUACAAUGUUCCUGUCUUCUUUGCUGAGUACGGCUGCAACACGCCCCGUCCUCGCAAAUUCACUGAGGUCGGCGCUUUGUACGGAAGCAAGAUGACUGAUAUCUGGUCUGGCGGUAUUGUCUACAUGUACUUCGAGGAAGCCAACGAAUAUGGUCUUGCCACUGUCUCCAACGGCAAGGUUACAACUAACAAGGACUUCGACAACUUGUCCAGCCAGAUCGCCAAGGCCACUCCUAGCGGCGUCAAGAUGAGCGAUUACAACCCGACCAACACCGCCGCUGCUGCAUGCCCCAAGGUCACGCAAGGUACAUGGGAGGCGGAAUCGUCUUCCCUGCCUCCCGUUGCCAACUCGCAGCUCUGCAGCUGCAUGAUGGACAGCCUCUCCUGCACUGUCGCUGACAAGGCCACCGAGGACGACUACAGUGACAUGUUCGGCUAUGUCUGCGGCCUGAAGAGUGGCAAGUACUGCGCUGGCAUCAACAAGAACGCAACCUCUGGUCCUUACGGUUCUUACAGCAUGUGCUCCAGCAAGGAGCAGCUUUCCUUUGUCCUCAACACAUACGCCGAUGCUGUCAGCGGUGGCUGUGCUUUCAAGGGCAAGGCUACCACCAAGGCUGCUGCUUCGGCCACUGCCUCAGGCUGCUCGAAACUGAUUGAGGCUGUCGGCGCCGCCGGAACUGGUGUUGUUAGCUCCACCGGUGAGGCCUCGAGCUCUGGCUCUGGCUCCAGCUCUGCGGGUGCUGCUGCAGGUCUCUCUGUUCCUCAGCUCAACUUCCGCUUUUUGGGCCUUGGCAUGUAUGUCACCGGCGCUGUGGCAGCCGGAAUGGCAAUGAUCUUGUUGUAGAUACGUGUUAAUCAGUCAUGGUGACAUGACGACGUGUGGCGGUCUUUCCUAUGUUUGAAUUCCCUCUACCAUAGAUGACAAAAGGGGAAAG